GGCCCAGUCUGGGGUUCAGAGGGGACGUGUGGACACUGGCUCAACUAAAAGCCCGAAGCUUCACAUACUCUACUUUUGCAGCCUCCAGCCUAUUCCUUACGAAUCCCCGUGGUAACGAACGUGCCUCGCGCACGGGCCCUGUCUCAAACCCCGUCGCCGCUCCGCCGCCCGCGGAGGCUAGAUUCCCGUACGUCACACGGAGGGAAGGGGCGGUGCCUUGCGUCUCUCGCGUUGAGGCGGGUCCCAGCAGGAGCCGAGUGUGGACGUUCGCCGCGGGGGCUGGGGUAGCUGGGAGACUGGUCUCUCACGUAGUGCGAGGCCCUGUCCCUCACUGUUCCCGUCCUUCUCCCUGUGGUAGCCGAUGCUGAGUGGGCAGCUGGUCGGACGCUUCUUCUCCAUGGCCGGCCGCGUCUGUCUGUCCCGGAGCAGCGCGGGAUCGGGGGCCGUCGGUCCCGUCGAGGCCGCCAUUCGCGCGAAGUUGGAGCAGGCCUUGAACCCCGAGGUGCUGGAGCUGCGUAACGAGAGCGGCGGCCACGCGGUCCCACCAGGCAGUGAGACCCAUUUCCGCGUGGCAGUGGUGAGCUCGCGCUUUGAGGGACUGAGUCCCCUCCAAAGGCAUCGGCUGGUCCACGCGGCGCUGUCGGAAGAGCUGGCUGGGCCAGUCCACGCGCUGGCCAUACAAGCGCGGACCCCUGCCCAGUGGAGGGAGAACCCUCAACUGGACACGAGCCCCCCCUGCCUGGGCGGGAGCAAGAAAACUCGAGGAACUCCUUGAAUCCUGAGAGAGAGGGAGAACCAGGAUCCAAAUGGGUUGGGGUGGCUGUACCAUUCUGCCGUCCCAUCAACAAUGUGCAAGGGUUCCAGUUUCUCCACAUUUUGCCAACACUUUUUUUUGAUAAUCGCUAUCCUGACAAGUGUGAGGUAGUAUCUCAUUGUGGUUUUGACUUGCACCUCCCUGAUGAUCAGUGACAUAGAGCAUUUUUUCAUAUU
Messenger RNA from Vicugna pacos (alpaca), 990 nucleotides. It is a transcript of the gene BOLA1, whose product is annotated as bolA family member 1. The record is from RefSeq and is a predicted model, not a curated record. Gene Ontology annotation, cellular component: mitochondrion. NCBI's taxonomy places the organism in Eukaryota, Metazoa, Chordata, Mammalia, Artiodactyla, Camelidae.